Molecule: messenger RNA, 381 nt
Organism: Mytilinidion resinicola
Lineage: Eukaryota; Fungi; Ascomycota; Dothideomycetes; Mytilinidiales; Mytilinidiaceae
Product: ubiquitin related modifier 1
Exons: 2
Coding region: 1-381 (126 amino acids)
Biological process (GO): tRNA thio-modification; protein urmylation
Cellular component (GO): cytoplasm; nucleus
Molecular function (GO): protein tag activity
Source: RefSeq, a predicted model, not a curated record
AUGUCGGCAGCCAGCACUGAAGACGUUGUUCCCAUCACCGUGGAGUUCAGUGGUGGACUAGAAAUGCUCUUUUCAAAUGAACGAAAGCACAAGCUUUCAAUAGCAGCAAAGGAUGAAUCUGGGCUGAAUUCAAACGUUGCUUUCCUUGUUCGGUAUCUGUGCGACAACCUUAUGAAAGACCCGAGAAAAGAUCUUUUCGUACUUGACGGUACCGUGUGCGUUGUACCCGAGCACGUUUUGAGUCCAGCACUAACUAUACAAAGACGGCCGGGCAUCCUAGUCCUCAUUAAUGAUGCCGAUUGGGAGCUUGAGGGCGAAGACAAGUACGAAAUUCAGAAAGGCGAUAACAUCCUAUUCGUGUCGACGCUUCAUGGUGGUUGA